AGCCGCACACAAAGGUGUUUUUGCGCUGGUGACCUCUAUAGAUUCCGUGGAGGAAAAGUCGAAAACCCAUACACCCGCAAUACUGUGACGGAAGAACAAUUUAACCACCAUGAAAGCAACGCACGGCGACGACGGCAUCUUUGUCGGCGUGAAUCUUUCUUGAAAAACUUACACCCCCCUCCCCGUGAGGUGGGGGAGGGUCACGCCGUCCUCGUUUCUGCCCACUCCCAACUCAUCCCUAAACAUUCGACAUCGGUUGCAUUUUUGUCGGAUUACUUCGUUUGGAAGAGAGUAAGAUGGUUUGAAAGAGGGCGGAAGGAUGCGGGGUGUAUGCAGUUUGUGAAAAAAAGAAAACAAUAAUAACAUUUCAUCAAACAAAAAUGGCCGGAGCGCAGAUCACCUGCGAGAAUGAUGCGAAUUUCGGCAUCAUUCUUUCGUUUAUGGAACAGUUCGGAUCGUUUCUGGACGUUGGCGAGCUGAAUAUAGCCGAACUGAAGCUAAUGCUCGAAAGCCGUGAAGCUGUUCCACAAGCGCUGGUCGAUCUGCAUAUCAAGCUGAUGCGAAAGAUAAACAAAAAAGUACCGGCUGCCCGGUGGGAGCUAGCACUGGCCAAAUUUGCCCACUCGUACUCGCACCAAGACGCAUGGGAAAUCGAACGAUUUGGCUACAAAACGGCCAAUCUAGCCGUGAAGCUACGGGUGCUUAAGGCACUGCUGGAAGGACAGUUCGAUUUGAAUACAAAGUUUAAAACACAAAUUAACACGACCGGAGCCAACGAAUUGCGGCUGGAUCCGUUAGGACGUGAUCGGCAAGGUAACUGCUACUGGUACUUCAUGGACGAUAGUGCCAAUCUGCAGAUUUAUCAAUCCGAUCCGGAGAUGGAAACCUGGACACUGGUGGCAAGCAAUCGGCAAGAGUUUGUUAACAUGAUCGAAAUGUUGAAGGAAAAUCGCCCUAUCGAACCACUGACCGCUGUAGAUGCAGCAGAUGAGGAGCAAGAUAGUGCGGGAAGUAUGAGCGAAUCGGAAGUAAUGAAACUCGAUACCUCAAUUCCUGCGCCGUCCGACGUGCCGCCUAGUUUGAUUAUAUCUCGCCGCACGUAUAAAACUCCCGACCAACUUGACAACCCAACGCCGGCCGGGGAGGACGAGAAAGAACCAGUUAAGCAGGAUAUAUCCACCACCGGCGAGCUAGAGGUUAAGCAAUUGAUACAAGAUCCACUGAAGCUCGCAAAUGUCGAUAAAGAGAGUAAAGCAGAUGACGUUUUAAACCCGUCAGACAUGAAGACUGAGGUCGUCGAAAGGAGGGACACCGAUGCAGUGCAGAAAGAUGAACCGAUGGCUGAAACAGGAAGUGACACGGGUUCGAAAGACACUGCAGAAACAGUUAAAAUGGAAGUGGACGACGAAGUACCGGAGCUGAUCGUUGAACCGAAACAAAAGCAAACGGACUCAGUAGCGGAUGUGCCCUUGGCUAAAGGGGAGCAAAAUGAAUCUGGAAAGGUUUUAGAGGAUAAUGAUAAGGAAGAAGAACCUGUAACGGGUUCAAAACAGUCCGAAGUGGCUGUGCCGGAGGCAGAAAAAACACCUGUAGCAAUUUUGACGCAUACGAAAGAAUCUCGCUCGGAGAAUGACGAACCGAUGGAGGCGGAGGAGAAGCUUGCUGACAAAACGGGUACGACAUUGAAGGAAGAAGCUGUUAGUGAAUCAAUCGAAGAUCCUCCAUUAGUAGUGAAAGGGGAGGGCAGUGGUGCCGACUGUAAUAGUGGUAUUGAGCCGAUGUUCAGUGAGAUCAUUGAGGAACCGGUGAUGUUUAUCUUUGGUGUGGGUGCUGGCCGUGAAAACGAUAUGGGUAAUACGAAGAAAAUCGAAACGACUACCACGGUGGUAUCGGAAUCGAAUGCAACCACUAAUCCCAAGGAGGAGGACGCGAAUGCUUGCAGUACGAUAGGAUCGUCUAAGACCGGUAACGGUGAAACCGAAUUGCCACAAAACAGGGAAGGAAAUGGUGAUGACGAGGAACUAGACUUAUCGCGGAAGGUAGUACCAACCAAAGAGAAGGAAAUGACGAUGGUCGAGCAGGAUCAUGGCCCGAAAGGUGAACAAGGUAGCAGUGAAUCGGAUAAGAAGGCAAAUUCGCGUGGUGGAAAACGAAUUGAAAAAUCAACGGUUCCCGGAGCAGACGAACCGGUGGUAGUGUCGGACAAGCCGGCAGAAAAGCGGCGUGGUUCAAGGAAAAGCAAUACGCCCAAAAAAGCUUUCGAUUUGUCCGUGGCGGCAACGACACUGCAGAUGAUGGAAACGGAUGAGGAGAUUAGCAAGGAUGCUAGUUUUAAGGUGGAAAACGAACGCGAGAAACCUCUGGAAAAUGCUAAGGUGAGGGGAAACCCUGAUAAAAAUGGUGACCAUACCGUUCCUUCCGCUGCGGAUGCGGUACCUAAGGAGGAAUUGAAAAACAAAUCUGAGCCUCUGGAAAGUAAGGAAGCAGAUCGAGAAGAGUCACCUCACAGCAAACAGGGAUUAAAAUGUGUGGUCACAAAAGAUUUGGUGAAAUGUGAACCAGUGAAGAAAGAAGAUCAGAAGGAACCUGACGAUGCAGAUGAGAAGUCACAUACGAAAAUCGAGCAGAGCAAAAGUGAAGAUGAUCGUGUUGCAAAUGAAAAACCUACUGUGAAGAAUGAAAGCGAAGAUCACCAGCCAGAAGAACUGGAAGGGGAUAGUCCUCCAAAACGCAAGCGACGUCAUCGGAAUGGGCUGGUUGAUGGGCUUGAUAUUUCGAUGGUGCUCGAUGCUGGGUCGGAUGGGGGAAACAAUCCACCGGUUAGGCAAUCACGCCGUAUCGCUAUGCAGAAGAUCAAGGAAGAAACCAAUCGGCGCGAAAUCGAGGAUCAGAUGCUGAAAAAGAUGAAAGCGGAUGCGGUUAAAAAGAAGAAGGAUUUGGGUAUGAAGAUAUCGGACGAUGAUUAUCGAGCCGAACGUACCUCGCCGGAACAUUCUUCCGAUAGUAGCUCGGACGGUGGUGUCGGUGCGGAUGGGCGCAGAAGGAAGAAAAAGAAAAAGAAGAAAAAGGGAAGUCUUCAUCAGCAGGCACAGCAGCUCCAAAAUCUAGCAAAGAAGCAAUCGACCUGGAACAGUGCAUCACCAUCGGAAAGCAGCUCGGAAACGGAGGCGGAAGAUUAUUUUGCCGAACCGUAUCACUCGGAGGAAGAUGUGCGUCGUAGCAACGUGUUAAAGUCGGAUCACGAGUUUUCACCCGAAUCGGACUUGGAGACGGAAGCGCCGGCACAGCCAUUGAAACGCGCACGCACUGCCCGAAAAGCAAGGCGUACGCGUGGCGAACAGGAGGAAGAAGAGGAGGAGGAAGAAGAAGAAGACGAUGGGAGUGAGGAUCAUGCGUGCCAGGAGUGCAAAAAGACGGAUCAGCCCGAAUGGAUACUGUUGUGCGAUUCGUGUGAUAAGGGUUAUCACUGUGCGUGUCUGAAACCGGUACUGUUCACCAUACCCGAGGGUGACUGGUUCUGUCCGGUGUGUUUACACCGGCAGCUGAUCGAGCGGUUACAGUCGAAGCUGGAGCUGUACGAUGCGCUGCGGACAAAGCUGGAAGCGGAAGCUAAGCGACGCGAGGAGGAGGAACAAACGGCUCGGGAAGCUGAGCUGGCCGAACAGGCGCUGGCAAACGAGCGGGAGGAGCAACUGCGAGCACAGCGACGAGCCCGGCAGCAGCAACGUUUGCUGGAUCGUGCCGAUGCGGAAGGUCGUCGAUCACGAUCGGGAUCGGAGGAGGAAUCUUCCCGAGAUCGUCGACGGCGAAGGCAUCGUAACAGGCGUGCACCGAGAAAACGAUCACAGUCUCGAUCGGGCAACAGUAGCUCGGAUGGGUUGGACGGGAGUGGAAGUAGCGACCGGAGUGGAAGUGGUAGCGAAAGCAAAAGCAGCACUGAUUCGGACGAUAUUCCGAUCUAUAAGCUGCGACGUCGCGCUUCGGCAAGGGUGAGCUACAAGUUUAACGAGUACGAUAACCUGAUCGACUCGGCCAUCCGACGUGAGAUGCGCGGCAGCGAAAUGAUGGAGGAGGAGGAGGAGGAUGAUGAAGACGACGGACACGGAUAUUCCAAGGGCAAGGACAUUAGCACCAUCAUAGAGGCAACGACAAGGGAAGAACAAGCACGAAAAAAGGCGCUUCAACAGGAUAAUGAAGGCGAUGGUGGAGAGGAGGAUGGCCGUUUGAAUGGAGACCGUGAGCAGCAGCACGAGAGUGAAGCAAUAGCACGAGGGACAAAUAGUGGAGAGGAAGAAGAAGGAGAAGGUGCAGUAGUGCGGCAGGAGCGUAAACCUGCGCCUGCUACCAAUAACCGAUCAGUCUCCGCAGUUUCAAAGAAACCCAAGAAAAAGAAGAAAAAGCUCUGCAAGAUCGAACUCAGUUCCGAGGAGGACGACGAAGACGAUUCGGACGAGGAUUUCCGUGGAGAAGCAAGCGGAUCGGAGGACGAUGAGGAAGAGGAUGAAGAUGAGGAUGAGGAGGACGAUAAUUCCAUGUCUGGGGAUAGCGAAAGCUCGUUGGAAACGGGUCGUGGUCGCAACAACCGAAUGCGGAAGCCUAGUAGUCGUGCGGCGGCCAGCAAACGCCGCCGAAUAGUGGAAAACUCGGACGAUUCGGAUGAGUUGGAGGAAGAAAUGCGACGUGCAAAGGCGAAAAAGUCACGCAAAAAUCGGGUUCUCGACGAUAGCGAUGAGGAGCUGGAUCUGGAUGACGACGAUGAUGAGGACAGUGAGGAUUACGAUAGUGAUGAUCUGUGCAGUGACACGGAGACGGAAAGUAGUCGCAGCAGCAAAAGUAGCGGCAGCAGUAGCAGCAGCGCUCCCAGCACAGAGGGCGACUGGCGGCGGAAGAAAAAGUCCAAGGGAGCGAAAUCGAAACCGAAGGUGUCGGCCGGUGGUGGAAAACAUCUGGACCGGCCAAAGAAGACCGAAGCGCGCCCGAAACCAUCGAUUGAAUCAAGUGACGAGAGCGAGAGUGAUCGAGACGAAGGUGGUAAGGGUGGUAAAACGAUGCCCGGUCGAAAGAAGCAAAGUAAAAAGACAUCCUCCAGAUCGAGUCCCGAUUCGGGACGGGCGGGAGAAAAGAAGACGGAUCGCAAGACGCGGGGCAAAAAAAUACAUUACAUCGUCGAUGAGGACUUUGAGAGCUCGGACGAUGGUAUACGGCCGGGUGUGCAGCGACCCGACACACCGCCAGAGGAAAGGGAAAAAUUUAUCCGUCGUCAGGAAGAAAUCAAGCGGAUGUUGGCAGAGAAUAAUGCCGCGAAAGCGAAGGAGCUGGCCACGUCCAAGAUCGACCAGCUGGUGGGCCGUUCUGGUUCGAAGGAAGCUUCGAAGGAUUCGCUCUCAGAUGUGCCAAUGCAGGUGAUUGAGAGUGCACGGAUAUUGGACAUUGACUUCCUGAAAAGCACCAGCGGUAAUACGGCGCGCAUCUCGACCGUUGACUCGGUGGUUGAUUUUGACGAUGAGUUGCCGGAAGAUUUCGAUCCGGACGACGAAAUGGAUGAUGAAGCGCUGGCCAAGAUCAUGGAAGAGGAAGAUUUCGCCCACCAUCAGCUGAAACCGACGGCUGGGGCUACGACGUCACCGGCAGAAUUGCUUCCCCCUGUACCACCACCUCCUUCCAAAGGACGACAUAAGUCGCUCGAUCCGGAAGAGUUCCUACUUCAGCAGCAGCAAAAAGGUGGUCGUCCUAUUGAACCGCCAACCGUGGCGCGAAAGGACCAACUGCCUCCGCCGUUGCCUUUACCGGUAAAUUUGGCUUCCUCCUCAGCAACGCCCCCCCAUCCCUAUCCAGCGUUGCAGAGCCCUAUCAAGGCCUUACUCAAACCGACGGGUAUACCAACUUCCACCAUAAUGUCACCGAUCGUUUCUGGCGCCGGCGGUGGUAGCACGAUACUAGCAAAUGCGCUACAAACUGGUCCGACGUUGCCUCCACCUCCGUUACUGAAAGAAUCACAUCCUACCGGUCGACCGGAGGUACUUAUGCGUGGAGGACCACCACAUUCACUUCCACCCGGUGGUCACCAUCAGCUGCCCGUUGGACCACACCAUAAACCGGAACUGUCGCAUCUGAUGAUGGGGCUGGGCGGUAGUGUUCCGCUAUCGUUGGCAAAGGGUAUUCCGUUACCACCACACCAUUCCGGGCAUCGCUUGCCACCGGGUGGAUUAUCGAUGCCUCCGAAUAUGCUGGGACAUGUGCCUCACCCAUCGCACGGUUUGCGCACGAAACCCGUACCUGGGUCUGGUGUGGUAAGCAAUAAUGCUGGCAUUGCAGCUGCUGUUGUGUCAGCCGCUAGCAUCGGUGCUGGUGUAGCCGGACCACCGGGUAUGGCGCAUACUCCACCUCCAGCAUCACCGACGACAGCCGGCCCAAUUCCAAGAAUGCCUAUCGGUGCGACCCCGUCUCCAACAACACCAAGUUCCGAGCGACGUCCAGGUCGACGAAAGAAGAUUACGCCCCUCCGGGAGGAUCUGAAGCGUAAGGGAGCAGCACCACCAGAUCAACCAUCUGUUCCUACCGCGGCCCAUCAGGAGCAGCAUCAGAGGCCACCGCCCCAACAUCCAUCACUGCAUCACGGUCACGUGGCGGCACGAUUACCACCACCGCCGACGAUGCCUUCUUCGUCGACAGCGGGUCCACCGAUAGGAAUGCGACCAUCACUACCGCCGGUCACCACCAGCCAUAAUUCAUUUCAACAAAGCGCAUCGGCCAUUGCUGCUGCUGCUGCGGCCGCUGCGGCAGCACAGGAGUUAGCAAUUAAAGUACAUUCCCGAACAACCGCUGACGCUGGCGGUGGCAGUGCUGGUGCUGGAAUGCACGUCAACGAACCACCUUUGUCGGUUCCUUCGUCCGUAGCACACCUGUCGUAUUUCAGAUCGGAAAACCCGCUGUUUGCACAUCGUCUCGGUCCCUUGCCUAGCAGUAUUCUUUCUUCCGGCAGCAGCAGCCUGCAGCGAAUUGCGGCCAUCAGUGGUGCAGCACCGCCGACGGUGUUUGGCGAUCCGGCAGCAUACAAUGGCGGUUGGAAACCACCACCAUCGGCGAGUAGUAAGCCGAAAACAACCGCUGGUCCAACGCCAGCGUCUGGUAUGAUGGUGGGUCCACCUCCUGUUGGAUCGCUGGAACAUUACCAUGAAUAUAAUCCAGGAAAUCAUCACUACAACCCGUACUACAAUGUGUUGGAUCGGGCAGGUCAUCUGAGGCCGCCUCCAACGAUCGGUGAGCUUCAUCGCACCAGUGCCCUGUCUCCUACCACAUUUACCACACUGCAGCCGCUCGAGUUUCCGCACGUACUGAAACCGGCCAGCGAAAACCCACAUCACCAGCCGCAUCAUCCGCAUCACCAUCACAGCAGCGCAACCCCUUCACCAGCCGCAUCGUCGGCUGGUGGUGACGAUGGUCCGAGCGUUGAGCGGUCACAUGGUGCUGGUCCACCACCACCGGCCCAUGCAGCUUCAUCGUCCUCUUCAGUGCCGGUGGAAAAUCAUCCAUCGUCGGCCUCAUCUCCAGCAUCUCCUACGGGUGAUUCCACGGGAGCGUCUGGGGCCGGAACGGUGGCACCUUCGUUGGUGCCGCCCACCGGAAACACUAGUACGCCUGCCUCCUCGUCUAGCACGAGUACCAGCGUUUUCGGCGAAUUAGUAAGCUAUUUCAGUUCUCAGCAAGAUGAUUUAGAUUCGUAAUCUAUUUAAUGACAAAAAGUCACAUUUGUGUGAAAUGUAAUUUUUAAUUAAUCCACGCAAUCAAACAAUACCUCCAGCCAAUCCCCAUCUCUCACUAUGCUCUCCCUACCCGAUCCUUUUCCUGCGAACAAAAUGCUUAACUUAUAGGUGCACUCCCGUACACCGUCAGAAAAGAACGGCCACUUUAAAUACCCGAACCCGUCAGGCACGCGUGCCACCCUUUUACUUACGUUCCAUUAUACGUAGCGUUCCGUUUUAAUCGGUUGGCCGAUGUUUAUAAUACGGUGCGGUGUGGGGGAGAUUGCUAGAUGCAGAUAUAUUUGUUUAUAAUAAGAAAAAUAAAGAUAUACUCACAGACGCUCGAAAAAGGACGUGUCCACAUUUAGCGUGGGCGCGCAUUUUUUUGUCAAGCGAAUGCUAUUGAAUUAGUGGAAA
Messenger RNA from Anopheles moucheti, 8159 nucleotides. Its product is annotated as remodeling and spacing factor 1. Lineage: Eukaryota; Metazoa; Arthropoda; Insecta; Diptera; Culicidae. The record is from RefSeq and is a predicted model, not a curated record. Bases 381 to 7724 code for a protein of 2447 amino acids. The transcript has 8 exons. Gene Ontology annotation, cellular component: RSF complex. Gene Ontology annotation, biological process: regulation of DNA-templated transcription.